Messenger RNA from Hevea brasiliensis (rubber tree), 2159 nucleotides. Its product is annotated as protein NRT1/ PTR FAMILY 4.6. Gene Ontology annotation, molecular function: transmembrane transporter activity. The record is from RefSeq and is a predicted model, not a curated record. The transcript has 5 exons. Lineage: Eukaryota; Viridiplantae; Streptophyta; Magnoliopsida; Malpighiales; Euphorbiaceae. The coding region runs from base 133 to 1866 and encodes 577 amino acids. Gene Ontology annotation, biological process: transmembrane transport. Gene Ontology annotation, cellular component: membrane.
CACCAUUUUCUCAGCCUAUAUAUAAGUCACCAUGUCAUUCCCGUCUAGUUCACGAAACAUAUUUGAUCAAGUUCUACAACCAGAGAUCCAAUAUAGUACCUUGCAUACUUGCAUAAAAAUUUGAAAGCAGAGAUGGAUGAAGCAAACAAGUGGGAAGGCUAUGUAGACUGGAAGAAUGGACCUGCCCUAAGGGGUCGUCAUGGCGGCGUGCUUGCUGCCUCCUUCAUCUUGGUCGUGGAGGUACUAGAGAAUCUAGCAUACCUGGCAAAUGCAAGUAACCUUGUGCUAUACCUGUCCAAGUUCAUGCAUUUUUCUCCAUCCAGCUCCGCCAACAUUGUUACCAAUUUUAUGGGAACAGCCUUCCUCCUUGCUCUACUUGGUGGCUUUCUGGCAGAUGCCUUAUUCACCACCUAUCGAAUCUAUUUGAUAAGUGCUGCAAUAGAAUUCACGGGCCUGUUAGCACUCACAGUCCAAGCUCGCUUCACUUCACUGAAACCACCACCAUGUGUUCCAGCAAACACAAUCAUCUCAUGUGAACAGGUUCAUGGGGGGAAAGCAGUGAUGUUAUUUGCAGGCCUCUAUCUAGUGGCACUGGGUGUUGGAGGAAUAAAAGGUUCACUUCCCCCACAUGGCGCCGAGCAGUUUGAUGAAACUACCCCACAAGGAAGAAAGCAGCGAUCAUCAUUCUUUAAUUACUAUGUUUUCUGCCUCUCUUGUGGGGCUCUGAUAGCAGUGACUUUUGUGGUAUGGAUUGAAGACAACAAAGGAUGGCAAUGGGGUUUUGGGAUCUCCACUGCAACUAUACUUCUCUCCAUCCCAAUCUUCCUCCUUGGAUCCCCAGUGUAUAGGAACAAAGUUCCAAAGGGAAGCCCCAUCACAACCAUAUUCAAGGUUCUCGUUGCAGCAAUUUAUAACACCUGCAAAGCAGGGAAUCCAAGCAAUGCUGUCAGGGGCAUGGACAGAAGCUCAUCAUACACCACUGAGGCCAGUGAGGGAGAGGAUAGUCAUGCCAAAAAGGGGGCACCAAGUGAAACUCCGGGGGAAAGUUUAAAGUUUCUCAAUAGAGCAGUGAUGAACAAGACUAUAAACCCAAUGCUUCAAUGCACAGUAAAGGAUGUAGAAGAGGUUAAGAUAGUGCUAAGGAUAGUCCCCAUCUUCAUGUCUACCAUAAUGUUAAACUGCUGCCUCGCUCAACUCUCCACCUUUUCUGUCCAACAAGCUUCAACCAUGAAUACCAAGCUUGGUUCCUUGAAAGUCCCACCAGCUUCUCUCCCUGUCUUCCCUGUCAUCUCCAUCAUGAUGCUGGCACCAAUUUAUAAUCAUAUUAUCAUUCCAUUUGCGAGGAAAGUUACAAAAUCUGAAAUGGGGAUCACUCAUUUGCAAAGAAUAGGGACAGGGCUAGUCCUCUCCACUGUGGCAAUGGCAGUGGCAGCGCUAGUAGAAAUCAAGCGAAAAGGAUUGGUGGCCAAUUAUCAACUAACAAAUUCAGCUGAAGCUCUACCCAUCACAUUCCUUUGGAUAGCCUGGCAGUACUUGUUCCUUGGAUCAGCUGAUCUUUUCACCUUAGCUGGCAUGAUGGAAUUCUUCUUCACAGAAGCCCCUACAAGCAUGAGAUCUUUGGCUACAUCUCUCUCCUGGGCCUCACUGGCAAUGGGAUACUACCUCAGUUCUGUGCUUGUGUCAAUAGUCAAUGCUGUGACUGGUGCCUGCAGACACACACCAUGGCUAUUUGGAAACAACUUGAAUCAUUAUCACCUGGAGCGGUUUUACUGGUUGAUGUGCAUAUUAAGUGGAUUGAACUUCUUGCAUUAUCUAUUCUGGGCUUGCCGCUACAGAUACAAAUCAACAAAGCCUGAUGACGAAUAAAAAACUUCAAUUGCACAAGUCACUAGAUGUCUACUUGUCUUGCCAGAGAGAGAGAGAGAGAGAGAGAGAGAGUGAGUGUGUAUAAAGAUGGUAUCAGAAUUCCGUCCUGUAUGAUUCCUGAUAAAAUUUUCUUAUUAUCCCUAGUUACAUAUAGCUUUAGAACAAGCCACCAAUCAACAUACAUAAAAUUUGCCCAUGUAAUACGAAUUCUGAUGCUCGCAUCUUAUGAAUAGUCUCUCAUCCAAAUAAAUAAUGGCUCCCAAAUGAGUGAAAUAAACUACUUGUUAUAAUUC